Molecule: messenger RNA, 8495 nt
Organism: Menidia menidia (Atlantic silverside)
Lineage: Eukaryota; Metazoa; Chordata; Actinopteri; Atheriniformes; Atherinopsidae
Source: the annotation of a GenBank genome assembly
UCUGAAUCGCGCAUGUAUAAAUCCGACUGUGUGUGGUGUGUCCUGACGCUCCCAUGCCAGAGUUAUCUAAUGUUUAAAAUGUGGGAGAUGGUGGCGUUACCGAGAGCGAGCUCUCCCUUCCUGUCGUCUAGGACAAGAUGGCAGCAAUGCAGGCGAACUGUGCAUGGUAUGGAUUUAUGAGUCCAUAACAUGUUCAGAGAAGCCCUGGAUCAUACUUAUAGUGACUCUCUGUGAAGGUAUGGCCUCACAAGUCUUGGUCUACCCACCACACGUUUAUCAAAACCAGACAAGUGCCUUUAGCAGUGUGAAGAAACUCAAAGUUGAGCCCAGCAGCUGUGUGUACCAUGAGAGGGCACAGCCGCAGACUUAUCUGAACAACAGAACCCUUGGCAUCGUGCACCCAACUAAACAAGCCCACUCAUUUGUGAACCGCGACUUGGCGGUGGGCCUGAGAGUACGCGCAGGCCAGGAGUACCCCGUGCAGACUGUGGUGGUGCGCGGCGUUCAAAGACAGCAGCCCGGCAAAAGAGGAGCGGGAGCAGGCCCGCUUGUGGCCCAGCAGCGACAGGAGGCAGGGGCCGUCCGCUCACAGGGCAAGGAGAAGCAGCAUCAGACGGACACAGCAAGUGGGAGCAGCAGUGGAGCAACAGGAGCAGGGGGAGGGGGACGGGGAGAGGGCUGCAGUGAAGGAGUCGAGGGGGGGGGAGAGGCGGAGGAGGGCACCAGAGAAGAGACCUGUGAAGGUUUGAACUCACCCGACAGCUCCCAGCGAUGUGGGCUGAAACGUAAAAGCGAAGAGCUGGAUAACCGAGGGAGCACCAUGCAGAUUGUGGAGGAACUCUCAAUGUUGCCCGCCAUGUUGCAAACGACGAAUGUGGGGAACGCAGCCGUGACGGCGCCGGCGGCUGUAGGGGCCGCGGGGGGCCCCUCCAAACAGGGCGGAGGAGUGGGCGCGGCAGGAGGGGACGGGGACUAUCAGGUAGUGCAGCACGAAGUCCUGUGUUCCCUGAAGAACACUUACGAAGUGCUGGAUUUCUUGGGACGCGGCACGUUCGGCCAGGUGGUGAAGUGCUGGAAGAGGGGCACGGGUGAGGUGGUGGCGGUGAAGAUCCUGAAGAAUCACCCUUCGUACGCGCGGCAGGGGCAGAUCGAGGUCGGCAUCCUCGCUCGCCUGAGCGGGGAGAACGCGGACGAGCACAACCUGGUGCGAGCCUUCGAGUGCUUCCAGCACCGCAGCCACACCUGCCUGGUGUUCGAGAUGCUCGAGCAGAACCUGUACGACUUCCUCAAGCAGAACAAGUUCAGCCCGCUCCCCCUGAAGGUGAUCAGACCCGUGCUGCAGCAGGUAGCCACAGCGCUGAAGAAGUUGAAGAGCAUGGGUCUGAUUCACGCAGACCUCAAGCCAGAGAACAUAAUGCUGGUGGACCCGGUGCGGCAGCCCUACAGAGUGAAGGUGAUAGACUUUGGCUCAGCCAGUCACGUGUCCAAAGCAGUGUGUUCCACGUACCUCCAGUCUCGGUACUACAGGGCUCCAGAGAUUAUUCUGGGAUUGCCGUUUUGUGAAGCCAUAGACAUGUGGUCUCUCGGCUGCGUGAUAGCAGAACUGUUUCUGGGUUGGCCUCUGUACCCCGGGGCACUGGAGUACGACCAGAUUCGCUACAUUUCCCAGACGCAAGGUUUGCCAGGAGAGCAUUUACUCAAUGUGGGCACAAAGACGGCAAGAUUCUUUUGCAAAGAGACUGACUCGCCUUAUGCAGCAUGGAGACUAAAGUCGACAGAUGAGCAUGAGACGGAGACGGGAAUGAAAUCAAAGGAAGCAAGGAAGUACAUCUUCAGCUGUUUGGAUGACAUAGCGCACGUGAACUUAAUGAUGAAUCUAGAAGGUAGUGACUUGCUAGCGGAGAAGGCGGACCGCCGGGAGUUUGUGAGCCUGCUGAAGAAGAUGUUGCUGAUUGACGCAGAAGAGAGAAUUGCCCCUGCUGAAGCUCUCAUCCACUCCUUUGUGACCAUGCAACACCUGCUCGACUUUCCUCACAGCAACCACGUGAAGUCAUGUUUCCACAUCAUGGAUGUUUGCUGGACUCGUCCUGGUACUUAUGAGGCCUCCAAUCGAAACAAAGGUCCUUUCGUUAGACCUGUAACUACAACCGCUACUGCCUCAGCCAACCACCCCUUCAGCAAGAUUCCUGCUGUCCAUGCUCAGGGGUUAGCCCCAUCUGCACCCUCCGUAAUGCACCCUGGGAUACCACUGCAGACAGGAAGUGGUCAGUUUGGAUGCAAUGAGUCAUUUCAGCAGGCUCUCAUUCUGUGUCCCCCAACCAUUCAAGGUAUCCCUACCAACUCAGCUAAACCAGCUGGCUACUCUGUUCGCAUGGAGGCUUCUGUACCUCUGGUCACCCAGGCACCCUCUAUUCAGCCCAUACAAAUUAGACCUGGAGUCAUCACACAGGCCUGGUCCAGCCGUGCACAGCAGAUCUUGAUGCCCACUUGGCAACAGGUCACAUCUGUGCCUGCACCACCAACCACUCUGUCAUCUGACACUGUGACCGGCUCGCAGAGAUUGGGUGACUGGGGGAAAGUGCGUGCCCAUGGUAACCAUUACACCUCCAUGAUCGCACACCCUCAGCCAUUCUUAACCAACCAAAUGACCAUGUCCACCCACCAGCCAAUCAACAUAGGCAUUGCACAUGUGGUGUGGCCGCAGCCAGCUGCCAACAAGAGAACAAAGCCUUGUGUGAACAGGGGCAGCAACAUCUCCCAAAACACAAACAUCCAAAAUAUAACAUGUCAGUCCCCAAAGAUGGCCGAUACAGCAAAGAAUGUGGAAGAGGUAGAGGAGGAGGCAGCCAGAUGUCCAGAGGAAGGACGCUCUGUGAGAGAGGAGCAGGCGGCAGUGCAGGUGGAGGAGGAUGACGAGAACUGCUGCAAAGUGGAGCCAGACUGCGAGGGGCUCUCAGUCUCACAGGAGCAGCGGCAGGACAUGAUAAUCUCUGACCUGGCCAGCCCGACUGUUAGCGUCAUCAGUAUCAGCAGCGAUGAGGAGGAGAAUGGACAAAGGCACGAGUGUAAGGGCAGUGCAGAUUGUGAGGCAUGCCAGAGCACCGUCAGUAUGGAGAGAGUCUGCUCUCUCAGCAGCCCAGACAGCACACUGAGCACCAGCUCCUCAGCCUCAGCCCAGUCCAGCGCCUCACCCUGCAAACACCCCAACAGCAGCAUGUCGGAUGACGAGCAGGAGAGUGGCUGUGACACGGUGGACAGCUCGCCUGCCUCGCACGCCUCCGGCCACAGCAGCAGCCCCUUCGCAGAGCGCCACUACAUCGCUGACAGCAACCAGAACUGUGAGCCCCGUGUCGCGUGCGUCGCCCCGGAGACCGAGCCCAGCAAGCCAACCGUGCGCACCGUCGUGGUGCCGCCGAUGAGGGUGCAGAACAACAACAAUAACCCUGUUGUCAAUGGAACACAUGGACACUCAGAGUCACUGUGCCAGUCCAAAGGGCGAGGCAUUCCUGGGCGACAGCAUCACCACUCCACUCCGCUCCUCAACAGGCCACAGAAAAUCCCCCCUGCAUUCCAGCCCCAGCAGCAGCCUAUUGGCUUUGGGCAGGUGCAGCAUUUUGGUUCCCACCACCAGGAAUGGAACAGCAACUUUGCCCACCGGCGGCCGCAGGCCUACAUCCCCCCCACCUUGCACGGGCACACGUUCACCCUCUCCCACAGCAGCCCCAACCACACAGCGGGCCCCCACCCCCACCUCGGAGGCCACCCGCACACCCAGCCCGCCUUACUGUCCUACCCCCCGUCUGGGCCCCUGGUUACAGGGGCCCCUGUGGCCCACCUCCUGGCCUCCCCUGGCGCCUCCCGCCCCGUCCUCCAGCCCACCUACAGCAUCUCCCACCCGGCAGGCAUCGUGCAUCAGGUGGCUGUGGGCAUCAACCCCCGGCUGCUGCCCUCGCCCACCUUGCACCCCCAGGGCCAAUUCAAACCCCUCUUUCCCCCGCACUCCUACAUUGCUUCGCCCGCUUACGGCAGUUUCCCUCUCAGCCCUACCAAAAUAAACCAGUACCCGUAUAUCUGAGCGUGGCUGCUUUGGUACCCUUCAUACCACCCGAGGGCUAAGCGGGCAGGGCGAAAUCUUUAAUACACAAACAACAUGGCUUUCAUUUCUGAAAACCAUGGCACAACCACAGAGAAAGCAAGCUAUUUUUUGAAUCAUGUAGACUUGGGUGUAAUUGAACUUCAAGCUUUAAAAAGAAAAAAAGAAGAGUUAAGAUGGUGGAGAAGAUUAGGCAAAAAUUUAGAAGGAAAUAAUGUAUGAAUGAUUGAAUGAAAGAAUGAAUGAGUAGUAAAAUUCACACUUAAUGUGUUUUGCACAUUUGAUAUAUCUUUGCAUUGGAUCUUCUACGAAUACUCCUCAAGACAGGUAAAUAAUUGGGGUGUUGUUGAAUAGUUAGACUUUGCACCCCCUGAUCCCAGCUAUUUUUCUAUAUUGCCUUCUUACAUGUGCAAGACACAUUCAUAUUUGUAAAGCCAUCCCAGUCUCUAGCUCUAGGUUGACAGAUGCACAUGUUGUCCACAAUGUACGUUGUACUGCGUUUGAAGUAUUUGUACCUUUUCGGUGUCCUUUGGUGUUAGCAAUGUCAAGUCAAUUAAUCCGAUUUAAAUAGGGUUGUUCCUCACGCUGCAUGUGGUCUUGCAUGAGCAAAAAUGUAAACGGAAAGAUGCAUAGACGUUGCUCUUAUUGUUUGUGUCACGAGACUCGCUGCAUUGUAUAACUGUCCCCAGCCAUAGUGCCUUACAUAUUUGAGGUUGUUAAUGUUACUACUUAUAUAUGACUAUAUACAUGAAUAUUAAUGUACUGGACUGCAGCACUUGAAAUUCCAAUCAGUCGAUGCAUCCUAUGUGUGAGUAUAUAUAUGCACAUGUGUAUAUGUCCAUGCAUAGCCUGCAUGGAUGUGAUAUAUCGCGGAUAGCGGUGCUUACUUUUUGGAGUUGGUGUAUUUCAGUGUGUAGUGAGUUACUUCUCUGUUCUCUCAAGAAGAACAGCAUGCUUUGCUGUUGCGAAUGCCUGCUGUUUCCUUAAAAAAAAAAGUUUUGUUUUCUUUUUUCACUCUCUCAGUUCCUGAGUGAACUAGUGUACAAAGUGCAAGUACUGAGUAUUGCUUAAUAUUUGAUAAUCACUUUCUAUUUAGUGAAACCCUUACUACUAACAGUAUUUGUACUGUUUGAACCUGCAAUACAAUCUAAAUAGUCGUCGAUUAUGUUUUAUUUGUUUUUCCGUUUGUUUUUUGCGUGUUUUUUUUUUUCUUUUUCUUUUUUGUCCUCGUAUUUUCACUUUGGUUUUAGAUGUUUAGAAGUGUGGUAGGCAUGGCUUUGGUUAGGUAAGGAAAAAAUGCAAAUUAAUUCACGGUAUGGAAUCUUCUAAGCCUGAACAAACCAUGCAGUAUUUGAUAUACACACAUAUAUGGACGUAUAUUAUAGAGCUAGAAUAUUUAGUAAAGAUGCUUGAUAAGGUGUGAGUUAACUGUGUGCAAUUCUCUCAUUUAUGCAUGUGUGACAUAGUUAACUUUUCCCUUUACAUUAAUACCAUUUGUUAAAGGCUUAUCGGUGUCAGUUGCUUAUUUUCUACAUUCCGUCAGGGAGGAUAUGUGAUACUCACGCGGGUGUGUGAGUACUUUUUUUUAUAUAUAUAGAUAUGUCUAGAUAUCUAUACAUAUAAAUAUAUGAUUUGUUUCAGUCAUUUUAAUUUUAUUACUUGCUUUUUCCCCCUGUUUUUUGAGUCUUCUAUUUUCCAAUGAAGUCGCUUGUCCAGCACCAAAGACUGUAAUUCAUUUCUUUGAGCUAGGUAGCUAUUCUGUUUGUAUCGACCUCAGUUAUACUGUAGUUGUAGAAUGGGGUUAGACUUUUAAAACAAACAACAUUAAAAAAAAAAGUUAUAUUUGGGGGGAAAAAAAGAAAAAAAAACAGCUGGUGUUUUGUCUAGCUUAUUGGGCAAUUAACGAGUCGUAUCAUUUCUUUCUUGAAUGUAUCAUAGAUAAGCUGCUAUAUGAUGAUUGCCACUUCAAUAGCUGUGAAAUUAGGUGAUUUUUCUCUCUGAGUUUAAACCUAGCGUUUUGUAUAGGUCCCUAAUUAUCUGAAAUAGAAGUGGUUUUGAUUUUUGUGUUUUGCGUUCAUAUGUGGAGUGUCACUGUAACUACUGUAUUGCUGAUGAUGAACAUUAGUUGCAUUUGUUGUUUCUCGGGGUGCGUGUUUUUUGCAUCAGUAUUUUAUCCUUAUUAACCUUUUGGGCUCAUCACUGCAUAUAAAUGAUGUAUCGAUGUGAGUUAAUUUUUGUAUGUUUUCAUAUUGAUGUUUUGUAUACAUCUGGAGCUGUAGCUUGCAGGAUUGAUUUAACUUUCUCAUAACUUUCUCAUCGUGCGUAUACCGUGUACUACCAGUACUCUUUUUGUGAGGUACAGGAGCACUGUGAGUUGCCAGAAAAAGAGAAAAAAAUCAUUCUGUCCCUUGGAAAGCAUCUGUAACGUUUCCACCAGUCUCUCUCUCUCUCUGACACACACACACACACACACACACAUUUGCCACUUAGCACUUACACAGGUAGCGAGGCUCUGAAGCGUUUGGAUGAUUAGACUGUGCAGUACAGAAAUUUAGCCCAAUUUUUCGGUUCUAAAACAGCAUUUCAUAAUUUGUUCUUCUGUCAAAAUGAUUUGAAGUAUUUCUUGCAACCUUUUUAUCUGUUCAAUGUUAUGAAUGGUUGGAAUAUCAGUUUAAAAGUUGGGUAUUCUAAACUGCCUUGUGUUCGGAUCGCUCUCCCCUUUACGAGUGUCUCACAUGAAAAUGAUGCUUUGUCAGUGCAGAGGAAUGGCCGUCGUCAUGUGUCCUUUAUUGAAAUGGAGACAGUGUAAGCAGCACUGUGUAUGUGCCUUGAGUUUCGAAAAAGUGGGAAUUCACAUUGUAGGCGGAAAAUCCGAGUCUGUGACCACAUAGGCGGUGUUUUUUGACGAACACUCGAUGGAGGAGGAAGGAAAAAUUCAAAAUCAGACUUUGUCGCAGUUCCAGAGAAUUUGACUAGUGAUCAGCCUGUGGUGGAGCUUCCUGUUUUAAAGGGCCACCGCCAAAGCCUCUCUGUAAUUACACGCCAAUAAAACAGACACCUAGACUUUGAAUGAUAGGACACACCAUGAACUUUGAUAGUCACUCUGGCUGAACAGCAGAUGCAAUACUUUACAUUGUGCGGUCAUUGUACCACCAAGUGUUCUUAGAUAAUCUCCAUGUUUUACAUACGCUUGCAUGUACACAUGACAUCACUCCACUGUGUCUUUUACCGUGCAAGUUAGGACUGAGGACACAGGCCCGUUAACACCCGAGCAGCCACGUUUCAACUCCAAGAAUAGUCCGUCUGGAAGUCCAUUCUGUCCUCUGGAUGAAAAAAUGCUCCCUUCAGGAGAUUGUUUAGGUUUCUCUGUCAGUCACUAGUGCGUUGCUCCACGCUACGACACAGAUGCUGAAAUGGCUAUGUGUUCUUCAGAGCCUUUUCUUUGCGAGCUGUGCGCUAUACCGAUCAUAUUCAAACGCCACAAUGGUAAAGAAAGCUUUUGGUGACGAGGCAUGAACUUGGCAGAUUAGUGCUUGAAGUAGUUGCCCAAUAAUCCGCAUGUGAAAUGUAAUCUGUGUUUUGACUCCCACAAAGGUAUUCACCAGCAAUGCGCCUGUGUUAACUCUCCCGUACCUGUUAAGAAAAACAAAAAGAAUGGAUGCAAAAGGAGAGAAAUGUUCGGAACUGUUUUAUCAUUUUCCACCUGAUUGACACCUCUGUUUCUGGAUAACCUGUUUUAAAGAAUUCAUGUAACAUUUAACAGAUAAAAGAUUCGUUUGUAAAAAUGAGAGCUCUUGAAGUCUUGACUUUGAAAUGGAACUCCUCUGCUGCGGUAUUAUCCUUUAGAGCUCUUAAUUCAGGGUCUGUAUUGUUCUAAAUGUGCUACUCCGUAAUUCUGGGUUUGGGUUGAAUUGGGUUUGUUUUUACUCAAGAUGUUUCAGUCUCCUGCUCAUCUCGAUCAAUUUCCGAGUUAAUUCACACUGCAAGUUAUGGAAUCGACCGUUUAGAUUGCUCAUCAAUUAGACUUGAUUAUGAAAUCUGAACUGUUACUGUUUUAAUAACUGUAGAUUUUUUUGUGGCUUUAUUUCUGUUUUGUUUUUUUCCAUUAGCUUUUUUGUUUUUAUUAUUAUUUCGUGCUACACUAGUUUGCCAUGUAGCAAUUGCACUGUGCAAUAUUUACAGUAUGAGGACUGGGAAAAACUAACUCUAUGGAUGUGAUGUCUCUACAGUUUGCGAUAGUGUUUCCUCUCUAGUUCUCAGUGAUUUAGGUGUGACCAAGCCUUCUCUACUUUGUCACAUUAAGCGGGUUUUCCAGGUGACUCUUUUGGUGAGUGUCAAAUUAAGACUUUAUGGUGUAUUAUUGUUAAGAUUCACUUUGAAUUAAAAAAAAUCUAUUGAUGCA